CGUUGACCGAAGCUUUUCCGCUGUAUGAGCUUUCUCGGCCAGCACUGAAACUAGGCAUUAUCCGUCGAUCAGUUGCUCCAUUAACAACGUUACGUACGGACGACUGGCCUCGCGUUAAUCAUCUGGCGUUGCUUGUCGUGCUGUUUAAGCCCAAACAAAUAUACAUAUACCUAUCGGGAAGUGAUUAGAGAGCAGCCUUAGAGCAGCAGCUGAAUCUAAAAAAUGAUGUCCAAGAGAUUUUUGGCUCAAAACGGUCGGGUUAUCCCGCGCUUCUUGGUUCGCAGGAACUCCAACUCAAGCACAACGCCAGCCGCAACGAACCAUGCGCAGAGUGAAAUGCCAGAGUGCGAUCAUCGUCCGGGAGCCUACGAUGGAUCCAGCUACGAGAAGAUCCUGGAAACAAGGCGCAACCACCUGACCCCCAAUCUGCUAGCGCACUUCAAAAAGCCACUGGUGAUCCACGCAGGACACAUGCAAUGGCUGUUUGACCACGAGGGACGGCGAUAUCUGGACAUGUUUGGAGGAAUAGUUACAGUGUCCGUGGGACAUUGUCAUCCGAAGGUUAACCGGGCACUGAGCGACCAGAUCGCCAAGCUGUGGCACACGACGAACAUCUACAUGCAUCCCAAGAUCCACGAGUACGCCGAGCGACUGGUGGCCAAGUUCCCAGGAAACCUGAAGAGCGUCUGCUUCGUGAACUCCGGCUCGGAGGCCAACGACCUGGCCAUGCUGAUGGCGCGCAUGCACACGGGCCACCAGGACAUUCUCUCGCUGCGCAACGCCUACCACGGCAUGUCGCCGUACACCAUGGGCCUCACGGCCCACUCCACCUGGCGCUUUCCGCUGCCGGGGGUGAACAACGGACUCGUGCACGUGAUGAACCCCGAUCCCUACCAGGGCCUCUGGGGCGGCUCCGCCUGCCGGGACUCGCCGGUGCAGACGUCGCGCGAAUGCCAGUGCCAGGAGGGCUGCCAGGCGGGAGACGCCUACUACAAGGAGCUGGAGGAAACCUUCAAGUACUCGCUGCCGCGCGGCAAGGUAGCGGCCAUGUUCGCCGAGUCCAUCCAGGGGGUCGGUGGCACGGUCCAGUUUCCCAAAGGCUACCUCAAGCGCGCUGCUGCGCUGGUCAGGGCAAACGGAGGGCUCUUCGUGGCCGACGAGGUGCAGACGGGCUUCGGGCGCACCGGCGAGCACUUCUGGGGCUUUGAGGGCCACGACUACGUGCCCGACGUGGUCACCAUGGCGAAGGGCAUAGGCAACGGGUUCCCGCUGGCCGCGGUGGUCACCACGCCGGAGAUCGCCGCCUCGCUGGGCCAGGCGCUGCACUUCAACACCUACGGCGGCAACCCCAUGGCCAGCGCUGUGGGCAUCGCCGUGCUGGACGUGAUCGAGGAGGAGCAGCUGCAGCGCAACGCCCUGGAGGUGGGCACCUACUUCCUCCACGAGCUGGCCGCGCUGCAGCAGCGCUUCGAGAUAGUGGGCGAUGUGCGGGGCAAGGGGCUGAUGAUCGGAGUGGAGCUGGUGGGCAACCGCGAGUUGCGCACCCCACUGGCCACGCCGCACAUCUUGGAGAUCUGGGAGAAGUGCAAGGACCUGGGCGUGCUCUUCGGACGCGGCGGCCUUCACGGAAACGUUCUGCGCAUCAAGCCUCCCAUGUGCAUAAAUCGGGCUGACGCGAAGUUCGCCGUGGAUGUUCUGGCCCGGGCCAUCACGGAGUCCCUGCCGAAGGAUAAUUAGCGGAGGUGCAAGAAAGAAAGCGCUGGUUGGACGGUUUCCGAUGCAUUUAUUAGUCGAUUCGGUUCGGAACCUCCUGGAGUAGUGAUAAUGAAGUGACUGCAAGGAAUCUUGGUUGUUCAAUAUCUAAAGAAUUAUCAAUUAAAUUUUUUCAAGAA
Messenger RNA from Drosophila ficusphila, 1892 nucleotides. Its product is annotated as alanine--glyoxylate aminotransferase 2, mitochondrial. Gene Ontology annotation, molecular function: L-alanine:glyoxylate transaminase activity; pyridoxal phosphate binding. Bases 223 to 1737 code for a protein of 504 amino acids. Lineage: Eukaryota; Metazoa; Arthropoda; Insecta; Diptera; Drosophilidae. Gene Ontology annotation, cellular component: mitochondrion. Gene Ontology annotation, biological process: glyoxylate catabolic process. The transcript is spliced from 4 exons. The record is from RefSeq and is a predicted model, not a curated record.